Molecule: messenger RNA, 2331 nt
Organism: Topomyia yanbarensis
Lineage: Eukaryota; Metazoa; Arthropoda; Insecta; Diptera; Culicidae
Product: dihydrolipoyllysine-residue succinyltransferase component of 2-oxoglutarate dehydrogenase complex, mitochondrial
Exons: 6
Coding region: 247-1728 (493 amino acids)
Biological process (GO): tricarboxylic acid cycle
Cellular component (GO): oxoglutarate dehydrogenase complex
Molecular function (GO): dihydrolipoyllysine-residue succinyltransferase activity
Source: RefSeq, a predicted model, not a curated record
CAAUGCAAAUUCGUUCGUCAGCAGCUAGCGGCUAGCCAGGUAUUUUGUCGUCCAGUCAAGUUGAGCGGAGGAAACGAGUGCGUUGCGUGAGAAAUCUCGCUGUCGUACUGGUACGGUGUGCGAAUUUUUUGUUCGUCAUUUUUUCCCUGGCUGGAUUAUUUGGACGAUUGAAAUUGGCGUAGUGUCACAAAUUCCCACCUUGGAAUAUCAAACCUCCGGAUCGGUUUUCCCCAUUUUCUGUACGCGAUGGCCGGAUUGUUAUCGAUCUCGUCGCGAAAUCUUCCACGGAAUGCCUUGCGAAUCGGCCUCCGCUCGCUGGAAGGAACCAACCUGCAGGUUAGCAAGGCUGUUAAUUCGCGGUCCUAUCGCCAGGGGUCUAACGUUUUGCAGAAAUUAGUUCGUGCGACAGUCACGCAUGGCGCCCAGGCUCAAAAUCCUGCUACCACUAGUGCAUCGAGAUGGAUACAGACGGAACGUGGUAUUUUCACUUCGGCGCGGCUGCUUAGCUCGGACAUCGUUAAUGUGCCUCCUUUUGCCGACUCCGUUUCGGAGGGCGAUGUGAAGUUUGACAAGAAGGUUGGCGAUGCGAUUGCUGCCGACGAAAUUGUGAUGGAAAUCGAAACGGAUAAAACCACGGUUGGUGUUCCGUCGCCUGCCCACGGUAUCAUCGAGGAAAUUUUUGUUUCGGACGGAGACACUGUUAAAGCCGGUCAGAAACUAUUUAGGAUGAAAAUCACUGGAGAGGCACCCAAAGCCGCAGCUAAGCCAGCUCAGGAAGCGGCUCCGGCAGCUGCAGCUGCGCCACCACCACCACCUCCGCCACCUCCAGUGGCAGCGGUAGGUUCGAGAGCAGCCCCACCAUCACCUCCACCACCGCCAGCAGCGGCAGCGGCUCCACCACCUCCUCCGGCGAGGCCUGCUGGUCCGAUUAGCAAAAUGCCCGUCGCUGCCAUUCGUCACGCGCAAGCUAUUGACGCUGCCACGGUUAAGGUUCCACCGUCUGAUUACAGUAAGGAGAUUACAGGGACAAGAACGGAGCAACGUGUGAAGAUGACUAGGAUGCGUUUGAAGAUUGCAUCCCGGCUAAAGGAAGCUCAAAAUACUAACGCAAUGCUGACUACUUUCAACGAGAUUGAUAUGAGUUUUAUCAUGGACUUCCGCAAGCAACAUCUGGAAGCUUUUCAGAAAAAGUACGGAAUGAAGCUGGGCUUCAUGUCUGCCUUUACGAAAGCUGCUGCCUACGCCCUGCAGGACCAACCCGUGGUGAAUGCAGUCAUCGAAGAGAAUGAAAUCGUCUACCGUGACUACGUAGAUAUUUCGGUUGCUGUCGCUUCCCCCAAGGGUCUAGUCGUGCCAGUGCUGAGAAACGUGGAGGGGAUGAACUAUGCAGACAUUGAGAUUUCUAUCGCUGGGCUGGCCGAUAAGGCUAAGAAAGGAACGUUGGCGGUAGAGGACAUGGACGGUGGUACUUUCACCAUUUCGAACGGUGGAGUGUUCGGUUCGCUGUUAGGAACUCCCAUUAUUAAUCCACCGCAGAGCGCAAUCCUCGGAAUGCAUGGAAUCUUUGAGCGACCGAUUGCUGUGAAAGGACAGGUUGUCGUUCGGCCAAUGAUGUACGUCGCGCUGACUUAUGAUCACCGACUGAUCGAUGGUCGUGAGGCUGUGAUGUUCCUACGUAAAGUCAAGGCAGCUGUCGAGGAUCCUCGCAUUAUGCUGGGCGGUCUUUAAGCUACAAACACUGUUCUACUUAACACUAGCGAACCCAGUCAGUCGAAGUAAUUGUAGCAUCACGACAAACAGGCAAUUAUUGUCGACGACAUCAAUAGUAUCGAGACAAAAGUAACCAUACAAUAUUCAAACGAGAAUCUAACAGCUACCAAACAUAGGACGCAGAAAAUGAAAAUCCAGUUCUAAACUCACAAGCCAGAAAAGUGGCAAGGUUCGUUGUAGACUCGCACUGCUUUGCCGUUGUUGUUCAUUAAGAAUAAAUAAAAACAUACACUUUGGUGCUUUUAAGGAAGACUUCAAAUUGUUAUCGUAUUUGAUACGGCGUUUUUCGUUGGACGCAAUUGCCAAUCGUUUAACUACCCAAUCUGUCAUUCAAGUACUGUAUCAUCUAACUGCAACUGUGUGUAGUAAAAACAAAUCGAAUAUGAUGGAAACAUACAUAACACAAUGAUAUCAUAGUUGCCAGUCGUGCUAUGUUUUGGACGGACCAAGGCAGUUGUAUUUCUAUUAAUAUUUGGCGCUACAGUAUGUCACACUAUUCAGAACUUCUAUCAAUUUUGAGAACAUGAACAUCAAAAUAAAUGAACAUGGUAUCCAAUACAA